This is a messenger RNA of Anthonomus grandis grandis, 11805 nucleotides long. RefSeq names its product mitochondrial uncoupling protein 4 (gene Ucp4A). Bases 188 to 1147 code for a protein of 319 amino acids. Gene Ontology annotation, cellular component: mitochondrial membrane. The transcript has 7 exons. NCBI's taxonomy places the organism in Eukaryota, Metazoa, Arthropoda, Insecta, Coleoptera, Curculionidae. The record is from RefSeq and is a predicted model, not a curated record. Gene Ontology annotation, biological process: mitochondrial transport; response to cold.
AAUACCGAAAUCAUAUGGGAUUUACAACUGUCAAAAUGCCUCCUCUCUCCCCUCCAGAAUAAAAUUUUUACAUGCAAUUUCAGAUCGGAUAUGUUUAUUACCGAAUAUCGCGGUCGAACGCAACACCAAAGUCCAAUUUGCUUUUGUAUUGAUCAAAUGGGAUUGUAACGAAGAAGGAACUCCAAAAAUGCCCCCCGUACCCCCCGCCAAGCCCGAUCUGCCCGUUCCCAAAUUUGUCGAUUCCCUUUGGUGCGUUUAUGCCGUUUCUGUGGUGGCAGCAUGGAAUGCGGAAUUUUUGACAUAUCCCUUGGACCUCAUCAAAACCAGACUUCAAAUACAAGGAGAGCUCAAUAAAAAUGGCAAUAAAGUCCCCUACAGGGGAAUGCUAGGUACCGCCCUAGGCAUAACAAAAGAAGAAGGCCUACAUAAACUAUGGCAGGGGGUUCACGCGGCAUUCGCAAGGCAUCUAAUAUACUCCGGUACCAGAAUCAUGACUUACAAGGCCCUUAAGGAAAAACUAUUUAAGCAAACCAACAACGAUGACUAUUUUCCUUUAUGGAAAUCGGCGCUCUGUGGAGUUAGCGCGGGUGCUUUGGCCCAAUACAUCGCCAGUCCAACGGAUUUAGUCAAGGUGCAACUACAAAUGGAGGGCCGAAGAAGAUUGAUGGGACUUCCGCCCAGGGUCCAUGGUAUAUGCGAUGCCUUCAAAAAGGUCUGGGCUAGCGGGGGGGUCCGGGGGCUUUGGAAAGGUUCUGUGCCGAAUGUUCAGCGAGCAGCCCUAGUGAAUUUAGGGGAUCUGACCACCUACGAUCUGUUGAAACGGUCUAUCUUACACCAUACCAGUUUGCCAGACAGUCAUUUGGUUCACGUUUUGGCCUCUUGUGGCGCCGGUUUCGUCGCGGCCUCUAUGGGAACCCCCGCAGAUGUUAUUAAAACGAGGGUGAUGAAUCAACCGUUGGAUGAUCGAGGAAGGGGUCUCCUCUAUACAUCCUCCGUGGACUGUCUAAAAAAGACCGUCCAAUCCGAAGGUAUUGGGGCCCUUUAUAAGGGUUUCGUGCCAAUCUGGAUGCGUAUGGCUCCCUGGUCGCUGAGCUUCUGGCUGACUUACGAAGAAGUUUUACAUUUAAUGGGCGCGAAAGCGUGGUGAAAGUUAAUUAAUUGAGUGAAAGUAUGUACUUAUAAUUGCCUAAUUUCGAUCAUUCGGAGGCUCCAAUUUACAAUUUAUAUACACGAUUUUUGUGUCUGAUCAGUCUGAUUAAAAUAAUAUUAUAGAAGUAAUAACAUAGAACUGCGAGAACAGGGUAGAAUAACUUUUAUAUCGUUUUUCUUUAACGCACAAUAUUUGAAUUUGCGGAGAGGGAUUUUUUUGUUGGUAAGUUUAAAAUGUCGUAAGAAAGUUGAAAAAUAUGAAUAACGGUGACUAGUAUGUAUGUAUGUAACAGACAGAGAUACGACGAAUCAUUUUAUUUGAGUAAACAUCCUGGGUCAUACUAAAUUGAUGAUGGUUGCUGGAGAACGAAACGUCGACUUGCAAAAGAUAUCAGUCGCAGAAAAAUUAAAAAAAAAAUUUCAACAUUGGAACAUGAAAAGCAGCUUUCUUAUUAAUUUUUGAAAUAAACCUAUUGAAAAACCGGUUUCCUAAGCCUAUGGAUAGGGGAAACUGUUGAAAUUAAAAAAAAAACCAUUUUAAUACAAUUUUGCGUCUUUAAAUAUGUCUAGCUGUUGCUUAUACCUUUUAGAACAAAAUGGAAUUUGGAAGUUUAGUAUAUCUACUCAACAAAAAAUUUAAAAAAUACGAUACAAAACUAUUGCAUAGCGGUCCAUAUUACACUAUGCUCACUUGAAACGUGCGUCUUGUACCCUGGAACAAGCAUCAAGCAAUAGUUUGCUAUGUUAAAUUGUUUGCUUAAUUUUUUUAAUCACACACAACGUUAACAUUGGUGUGAAAAAAAAAUGUGUUUGAAUUGGAUUAAUACAAAAAAUCAUUUGCUUAAUCUAGUUUUGCAAAAAUCACACAAAAAACCACUCUUCUUCAACCUCCAUUUUCCACAAGAAGGGCAGUUGCACCACUCUUCUCCACGUUUGUCUUUUCUUCACUACUUUCUUCAUUAUUAGUUGAUACAAAGAGACGUUACAGACGAAGAACUUGAAACUUCUUUAUUCCAUUUAACUUUUUUUGACUCUCUUUAAUAGGGCGCCAUAAUUCCCAAAGCUGUUUACAAAAUUCAUGAAAUCAUCCAAAAAUUUGUAAAAGGUUUGCUGUGCCAAUAUCCUCUGAUCCUGAUCCUUCAAAAAGCAUCUUUUCUUUAAAAUGGACUCAUGGAAAGAUAAACAUAGGAGGCAACGAAUUACAUUUACUGCGCCAACAAUAGUAAGCAGGAUCCCUCUUUCGGAGCAACUAUUCUAGAUUUUCCUUGAGCUAUGCUCAGCCCUGUUUUGUCCAGGUCCUAAAUUUUAUCUAGGGGACCAUAUUUUCUAUGCACCUCUUGAAUAUUGUUGUUUUUUAAAUAUCAUAUGGCUUAAAUUAGUAGCCUCUGAUUUCCGAAAUUAAAGUUGUUUUUCAUGUCGUUUUAAAAAUCCUCUCAUCCAUUCUUCGACGGCGACUUCAUCAUCUUUCCAUCUGGUAUGUUUUUAUUAUUAGCUUCGGCAAAUUUAAGUGUUAACGUAAGGGAGACCGGUGUCAAUUGUAACAACCAUCUAUACCGACGCAAAAAGUAAAGAAGGGGUUAUAAUAAAAUACUUCACCUUAAAAUAAGUUUAUUUUUUACGUAAAAUAGGAAAUAUAAAAAUAUUAAUCUUAUAAUUCAUCAUCAGAAUUGCAGUUUACGCAAACAUAAAAUGGGUUUUUAUCUGUGCAGGUUAAAUGCGCCCAUUCUCUGCAAGUUCUACCUUGUAUCCAUUCUUCUGCGCUUAAGGAAUAUGAUCCAGAACACACUAAACAAAAAGUGUCAUCAUUAGAAGAAUCUGAAGAGUAAUUUUCCACCGUUUUUUUCUUAAUUGUUUUAUUCAAUUUCUUGCUCUUAUUUUUAUUUGUUUUGGUGGUGUCAUCUUUGCCAAUUUGCCGUUUUACUGAAACUUCCUUCUUUAAAGUUUGUUCUUCAAUAGAGUUUUUUUUCUGGUGUGUCAGUCAGUGUAGCAGUUUUUCUUUUCAUUCGACCCCCUUUUUUCGCUUUAGAACGAUCGGCUUUAGGUAAAGUUUUUAGAACAUCAGGUGUAAUAAAUGCUACCGGUUGUAGUUGAGGCGAGAGAGUGGUGUCCCUGACAGUUAAUGGUCCUGGCUGAGGUGAAGAAUUAGUGUCUCUUUUUGUUGAUUGUUCCAAUUGACUUUCAGCUAUUUCAGCGGGUUUAGUUGUAGGUGAUUUUGUUGUAGAUUGAGUUUGCUGUUGGGUUUCAUCUAAUGGUCUAUCAGUAACCGUUGAUGGUAAAAAAUCUGAAUCUUGAAAAAUUCCACGGUUAAAUGGAUAAAUGCCGGUGCAAGAAAAUCCUGAUAAAAUAUUUGUUGGUGUAGUGGCUAAAGGUAAAGAUGAUUUAACAAUUGAUGGUAAAUCAUAUAUUGUCAUACGCUUUCCUGGAUUGUUCUUCAUCCAUUGAUCGGCGUAGUUGUUGAAAUACUUUUUAAAAGGAACAUAUACACCACGAUCCAGUGGUUGGAGACGGUGGGAAGUAUGUGGUGGAAAAGACAACAAUGUUAUGAAAUUUGCUCUGCAAUAAUCUAUUAAUGAAAUGGAUACAUGUGAAGAGUGAUUGUCUAAUAAAACCAAAACUUUAUUAGUCUCGCUGGGUUUAGCGUGUUUCACAAAGUGUUUUAUAAAGUCAAGAAACUCAUUUUCUUGCAACCGGGGAAAUACAAACAUUGGCGGAAUUGCGUUACCAACAGCUUUUACAGCCACGCACAGCGUAACAAGUGUUCCACGCUCCUAACUUGCUACUGAUCCUACUUGCUUGGUUCCUUUUUUUGCAAUGACCUUGGUUGGCUUUUGCACCGUGGACACACCAGUCUCAUAAUAUUGUAAAUAUUUUGUGGCUCAAAAUUGUGUCUUUCCAAGACAGUUGCCAGUUUAUCAAAUCAGUUGCCAGUUUAUCAGUUUUAAAGUUGGAGACAUUUUCUUUCUUGAAAUUCAUGGCUCGCGCAAGACUUGUUGCUUGGGGUGUGCGAAGUGUUAAAUGAGGAUUUCUUUUCAGGAAAGCUACAAGCCAAUCUUCACUAGCCUGUUCUACUUCAUUCCAUUUUUGAGGGUAGUUAAGCCGAUUGGCAGAUGCAAACUGAAAAAAAAAAAACAACCAACCGCUAUCCAUUAAAAAAUAAAGCAAAAGCUUUAUCAAAGCCUACCCUUUCCUUGAAAUAUUGUCAAUCUUAACGCUUUGGAAUUCACAAACAAAAAUGUGACGACACGUUUAUUUACUUUUUCGGCAGUUUAUUAAAAUUUGCCUACAGAACGAACGGCACGCACGAAAGAUAUAUUCAAACUAAUUACGGGUCAGCAGAACCGCAUUUUGCUUUGGCCCAUACGCGUGUUUCCAUAAAAUUGAAAAAGAUGGCGCUGUUGUCGGUCGUGUUACUUUCGACACCUGUUACAAUCGACACCGGUCUCCCCUACUGUCACCCUUUUUUGUUAAACCGUACUGCAGUUACGCUAUAGUUUGAAUGAACGUAACGAGGCUUAAUUCUCUUUAUCUGUAAAUAUUUUCUUCACAGCAUAAUUGGCUGAAUAUUUAUAUUCAGUGUUAUACCUAUAUUUUUUCUAAUUUCGGUAGUUGUCUAGUAAGCGCUUCUCUGUAGGUCAUUUUUUUUCGGGAUCAUCCGAACUCGCAACCUCUCUUGCUUGUUUCAGCGAACCUUCGUCCACUGGCUUAAACCCUAGCCGUCCCAAAAUAAUAAUAAUUCUUUGGAUCCCAGAACCGGGUCAAAAUUGACCCUUUUUUUGUAAAAUUUUUUAUUUGAAAAAAUAUGGGAAUCAUAAUAAAAGAUGUUUCUAUAUUUUGCUUUACGUUUAUUACAAAAAUAAACAACUAAAACUUUUUAUUCUAGAUACAUAUACCCAAAAAACUUACGAAAAAGAAUAACAAACCAAAUAUUUACUUUUAUUUGUCUAAAAAAUCACAUUAGUCCUUAUUCUCCAUCCUCAUCUUUUAAACAAUAGAAGCAUUCUACUGUUUAAGAAAUUUUAAUUUCUGAGUGUGUGGGACAAACAAAUUUUUGACACUUGUCAGAUUUCGUGGAAUAUUUGUUAUAUUAUUCUCCGGCACUGAAAACAUCUACUUCUUUUUGUGCCCACGUGGGGAUUGAACUGCUUCUUUUUUACUGGAACUCGCGUAGUUUUAAUAGCUUGACAUGUAGCUGCGGAAAACCCUCUACCAUCCUCAUGAAUUUUUUUCUGCCGAACAAUAUUAUCAUGGGUCAACAUGUUACCUAGUUCUUCUAAAAAAAGUUUCCUUCUUAUUUUCAAGUUACCAUUAGAACUUUUCCAGUCUGGGUCUUUUGUAAUCCAGAUGACAAAGGCAUUAUAUGAAGCGACAUCAAGUGAAUUAAAAAAUAAACGUAGACGCCAUCUUCUUGUGCAAUUUUUAAGAAGAGUACUCACGUACACUUUUAUUUAAGCAAUCAGUGCCACUUUUUGUCUCAUUCUAGGAGGUUAUUAUAUCAGGUUUAAAUUCCAAAUCCUCCCCCCGCAAUGUCAUGUUGAUGAUGCAUUGAAGAUAACAGUACCACAAUUUUUUUGGGUUUCGUAACGUAGGCCACUAAAGUAAGAUUUCGUGCGAAAAGAAAUUGUGAAGAAUACGUUGCUCUUUCGCGAAUAUCCAGUAAACACUUUGGCAGGUCUUUGCGCGUUUUGCGGACCGUCCCUACAAUUGUUAGAUUCUGGGACAAAAGAUCUUCUGCUAAAGUGAUGUCGGCGAAAAAAUUAUCAGUGGUUAUAUUUCGUCCACUACGAUACCAGUGGCUUGCUAAAGUUUUAACAACUCGAGGUCCUUGAUUCUUUUCUACUAUUCCAUUUAUUUUUCCUAAAUACACUUCAAAAUUGCAGCAAUAAAAAUUUUCAGCAUCACAAAGGGCCCAUACUUUUAUACCAUAUUUGCCCGGUUUACUUGGUAUGUAAACUUUGAAUGAGCAACGACCCCGGAAAGUUACCAAUUGCUCAUCAAUAGUUCCAAAAGCUGAAGGAUUGUAAGAUUUCCUGCAAUUCUCAGCAAAUAUCUCAGUGAUCUCACGAAUCGAACAGUAAAAAUAAGGAUUCCAAGGAAAGCGAGUAAUUCUGUAGUGUCUACCUCAUUCCAUGAUUCCAUCAUGAUUUCAUGACUUUUAUUAUAGGUGUUUAUAAGGUGUUUAGCUUUUUUGUCUGUGUAUUUUAUAAUAAUAUCUAAUAAAUCAUUAGAAAAGAACAGCUUAAAACAGUCAAUGAUAGAAUUUAUAUCUUUGCUUUUAUCUGUGAGACCGUUAUUUUCUUGCAAGAUAUUGCAUGUUCUGGAUUUUCCUGUUAUGUGCAACAGUAUACCAAGUGCGAUUAUCAACAUUGUACGACUGUUCUUCUUCUAACUCUUGAAAGGAAAGAUUGCCGUCAUGUAUCUCAGGCUCUUCAUCCGAGGUGUCCUCAUCAUCUGACAAAUCACUAAAUGACUGUUCGAAAGGUAUUUCGGCUUGGAACUCAUCAUCUGAAGAAUGCAUCAAUAUUUUGUAGUGUUCCUUGUCGGAUAAACCCUUAUUUUUAGACCACAUGGCACUUUACUAUUUAUUAUGGAAAAAUAAAUAACCCUCUCACAGUAACGUUCGACAGUAAACUGAACAACAAAGCAAUAAGUUGGAAAUAUAUGCAACUUAUCUUGUUUAGAUCUGUAAAAAAGGGCAGUUUUAGCAUAUACCUAUUUAUCCCAAAACGGGGUUCUCGGUGACCUAUCCAUAAUUUUUUUAAGAAAAAAUUAGUUUUUUUUUACAUUUUUACCAAAUAAAGCAUUGUUAUGAUAAAAUUUGAGAAUUCAUGGACGCUCACUGAAAAAAAAUCAGGGAAGCAAAAGAUAUUUCAGGAUUUUUAGGUUUCGGGUCAUCGAAGACGCAUAUUCGGUACGGCGAGGGUUAGUACCUAUAAUAUACCUAUAAUACCUAGUAUAGAAUAAAAUAAUAGUAUAUUAGGCGCACCAGUGGCGUUUACCAUAUGUUGUAACGACUUGUACCAAGAUCCAUUGGACUAACGCUCCGUCCUACGUGGGCGAUUAAAAAGGUGCGUGCCACGCGCGCGUCUUUAGCGACCAAGAGCGCGAUUCGUACGAUGAAGAAAAGCUUGUUGUAGUGUCCUCGAGCGACGCGUACUACAGUAGAUUCUGACAUUGCUAGUGAGAACAACAAUAUUAUGCCGUGGUUUGACAAACGUAAAACUGUGUUACUAGAUAACCAGAUAACCUGGCUUUAAAAAUAGCUUUGAGUCGGCAAAGGCGAAAUAAAAGAAGACCAAGCAAUAAUAUAUAUUUGGAAAGGGCACGGAUGGGUGACUUUCAUCAUUUAUACCGAGAGUUAAGCGUCCAGGAAAUGAGUGCCUCUUCUAUGGAUAUGCAAUGAUGUGCGCCAGUACCUUUGACUACAUUGUAGCGGCUAUUAGGUCAGAAAUAAAAAAAAUUUCAACGAAUUUCCAGUGGCUUAUAUCAGUAGAGGAGCGCUUAAUUGUAACCAUCAGGUAAAAAUAAUUGUAAAUAACUUUAAAAUUGUUUUAUUGAUUUCUAUUAUACAUAUGAAUUAUUAAUGAUAAGUCACAUUUAUAUUGUGGAAUUGGUCGUGAUCGGAAUAAUGAGAUGUUCUUGAACUUGACGAGAUAUAAGAUCCUGCUGGAGAGGAAUGCACAGGUGGUACGCAAGUGAUGCCCAGAUCGACAUGUUGAAUCUGACCUUUAAAUUGAUGUCCGUUCUGAACUGUUGAUACUUGAAAAAUAUAGGAAGAAGAUACGCCGGAAACCCCUGAGCCGUACUGUUGAACUGUAUUCUGGACAGAAAACUGAUUCUGCCUCUCAACUUCAACAAUUGAAUGUAUUAACAGGUUUUGCACUGCACUACGGAAGGCUAACUUCUUUAUUGGAGGAAGGAUUCUUACAUGAGGAAGUAAAGAUUUGAAAAAAUUUAUAUCUUCAUCAUCAUCAUUAUCAGCUUUGUUUAAUAAAUCGACUUUUUUCUUCUCGAGGUCCAGCAUGUCUCGUUCAAUGGAUUUAGCAUUAUUUUGUGCCUUACGUUUUUUUUCAAUGGGUGUAAUUGGUCCAUCUUGAUUAGGUAACUUAUUGUCUAAUUCGUCUAUCUGCUUUUGUAGCUGUUUUUUUAGUAGAAUUUCUGGCAGUUCGUCCUCUUCAAACUGGGUAAGUUGAUAACUUUGUGACUGCGAGGUAUUUUCGUCAUCUUCUAGUUGAGAGCGUUGAGAAACUGUACUUUCAGAUAAUUCAAUAUUGCCCUGGGUAUUCCUUGGUGUAAAAACAGCUUUCAGAAACAGCGUUGAAUCGAAGUGAGCCCACGAUCCUGGAUAAACUGGAGCUUGAUCACUGCCAUCUCCCGAGCGACUUUUGGGGAUCUUUUUAAACUCCCUUCUAAAAUUGUCACGCAGGUUUUUCCAUUUUGAUUUAACCGCUUCCUCUGAAAAAAAGAGAAAAAUUGGUUACACGACUGUUGCUAACAUUAUAAUGAAAAGUAUUAACGAUUUCUCAAAAAAGUUGGUUUUAAUUCGCAAGUCUUGGCACAGUUUAAGUUAGAUUAGGUCCCCAAUAAAACUUAAGAAAAUAAAUGUUUUUUUUAGAUAUUUGGCAACAGGCAUGUCAUUUCAACAACUAGCAUACAGCUUUAGAAUUUCCAAGAGUGCUGUAUCUGUAAUAAUUAUCGAGGUAUGUCAGGCAAUCUGGAAAAGGUUACUAGAAGCUCAUAUGCCAGUGCCUACUGAAAUACACUUCAAAAAAAUAUCUAACGAAGUUAUGAAAAAUUGGCAAUUUUCAAACUGUAUUGGCUGUGUCGAUGGGAAACAUAUAGGAAUUAAACGACCGCAAAAAUCGGGCUCUUUGUAUUACUGUUACAAGAAUUAUUUUUCCAUUGGACUUCUUGCAGUGACAGAUGCCAAUUAUAAAUUCAUUAUGGUAGAUAUUGGAUCUUAUGGGACGGAAAAUGAUGCUGGGGUUUUUGAAAAUUGUCCACUAAGACGUGCAAUUGAAUCAGGGAAAAUAAGAUUACCAGAGGAAACACAUUUGCCGAAAUCAACAAUUAAAGUUCCAUUUGUUUUUUUGGGUCACGAAGCGUUUCCUUUAACAGAAUAUCUAAUGAGGCCAUUUUCACGAGCCCAGUUAAAAGAAGGGGAAGAAAAUGAUAUAUUUAAUUACAUAUUAUCUAGGGCUAGGAUGGUUGUGAAGUGUUCGUUCGGAAUAAUGGUCGCAAAAUUUCGUCUUUUAGGAAAAGCUAUUGAGACGAGUAUAAAUAACGCUGUAGUCAUUGUUAAGGCAAUAACGCUAUUACACAAUAUUAUUGACCUGAAAGCAGUAACAAAUUCCGAAUCACAAAACUUGGCUGUUAAUUCGACAUUACCGAGUGUACAACCGACUAAAAAGUAUAAUGCAUCUACAAGGAAAGCAAUUUUUAUAAGAAAAAAAUUGUCAUUAAUUUACGUUAUAUUUAAAUUUAUUUAUGCAGAUACAACAUCAUUUGAAUGAUUACUUACUUGUUUCUCCCAAAUCUGUGGCGAUUCGUAUUCACUCCCUAUCUACCAGUAAACGAUUAUGAUAGUGCUUAUGGCUUAUGUCCCAAAGAACUCUACAACUUUUUACGGCACUUAUUAGCCCUUCCGUAAACUGUUCAGGCUGCUGAGACAUGUUGAAGUACACGUCUUACUUCGGCAACCGUACCACAACAACUGUGCCAUCGCACGAUGUGCGCAUUAAAAUAACAAAUAUUUUGAUCGCGUUGGUCGCUCAAAAAUACUGUCGCAUCGCGCGCAUCGUUUGACGUUGCCACGCAAUUAGAAAACAUUGUUUUGAUAAAAUCUCUUUUAUCGCGUCGCUCGCAUCACGCGCUUUAAUCCCCCACGUAGGACGGAGCGUAAGGUAGAACACAUACAUGAUGAUGACAGUAUUCUCGUUCAACAGUUUUACAAGAAUCUUACUUUUACUACACAAAAAUACUUUCUUUUAUCAAAACUGUCAGUCCAUUUGCAUCGCUAUAACUCAGCUGAGCAGUUGUUUAGAUCAAGAUUGUGGACUGAGUUCGUUAUCGGUCCGCUAGAAAGGAGCACUAUCCAGCUAGACAAAGUUGUACAAGUUACACUAUGAUCUAGGUACAACAGUUUCCCCUACUUUGUAACUAAUACCUCUAAAAGUUGGCAUUAUCAAGUUAGUGUGUUUGUUUGGCUCUGAAAUAUUUAGUUUUGCUUUGUACAGUUAGAUCCCCUAAACACCCUAAUAUAUCAAAAAGUAACUUCAUUAAACAUCAAAGAAACUAUGAAGAUAUAUCUCUGUCUGAUACAUCAUUUUACCGUAAUUUUAUCUUUGUCUAGCCUAUUAUACUCUAAAAAAUAGAUUUUUUUACUUGUCAAACAUUCAGUGAAAUAUGAUUAUUUGAGUAAAUAUCCAGGGUCUUAAAAAAAUAAAUUGAUGAUGGUUACUGGAGAAGGAAACAUCGACUUGCAAGAUAUCAGAUUCAGGAAAAGUUAAAAACAUUUUUUGUUAGCAUUGGGAACUUGAAAGACUUUUUUCGGCCCCAUUUUACUUUAUUUUCUAAAUAAUUAUGUCAAAAAAAGGUUUCCUGAGCCUAUUGUACAAGAUAUUUUUAAAUAAACGGCACUUUAUUAAUACGCUUGUGCAGCAUAAUUUAGUUUAGUUUUGUACAUUUGAAUCCACUCUAGUACAUACGUUAAUAGGCAGUUGCAUUAAAAAAAAUCGUCCAUACCUGAUUUCUACAUUUUUUUUACCAAAAGUUUCACUCACCAGUUUUGAGCUUAAAAAAACAGUAAAAUCGUAUAUUUUAGACAAAGAUAAAAAUAUAGUAGCUUUUAUAUAACAGAUUUUGAGUAGUUGUUAAAUAGAAAAUCCAGGCCCUCAAAUAAAUUAACUUACUGAUAGUCAAAAUAUAAAAACACUUCAUGUAAAGAAUUCUUGAGCCAAAUACCAUUCAUCGUCAAUAUAAAAUAGGGAUAUUUUAUAGUAUAUACAGGUGCCAUAUCAAACGAAUGUAAAACACGUUUAAAUAUGUGGCGUGAGGAAAAAAUUCCGUUUCUAGUUUUAAGGUGACCAAAGUUGUAAAACAAUAUUUGUUUUGCUUUAUAUUUGUAUAAUUGUGCAGGUAAAGUUAAAAAUCCGGUAAGAAUGUCAUUGUCUUUAUUUUAAAUGUUAAUUCUUAGAAUUUUAUUAUUUCUUUAUAAGCAAAGGACUAACUUUAUUUUGGUAGGUACUUGAUUGCAAUUUUUCGUGGUUUUGUAUUUUUAAUGGUAUUCAAGUUAAUUAGUAUUCAAAUAAUACAUAUUGGUCACCUUAUUUAACUAAUUUUUUUUUUAUUUUUAGUACUUUUUGCAAUUUUAUAUAGUGUCCCAGUUAGGAAUAUUUAUUAAUUUCUACUUUUCUCGUACAUAACAGUAUAGUAUAUGUAUAGCUGUCGAAUGAUAUAUAUUUUUGUAACAUUUCAUUAGAGAAACCACAAAAUGUUUUAUUUUCUUUACACAUUAUAUUCUUUAUACAUAACUUUAUUUAUUCAUUUUUCGUUAAUUUUUUUUAAUAACCUUUAGUAUAGUAUAGAUAUAUUUGUAUAUAAUGACAUGUAUUGCAAUUGUUGAUGUUUUUUUGUUAAUAUAUAUGUUAAAACAGUAAA